AUGGACGAAGUCUUCACCUUCGGGCCUGUGCCUGCCGCCCCUCAGAUGAACGUAACGGCCACUUAUGCAGAGUUGAAAUCCAGUCCCGAGCUCUACUUUGAGGAAAGUGGCGCAGACAUUGGCUGGAUGAUGUCUUCGUCUGUACUCGUUUUUCUCAUGAUUGCCGGUCUGUGUCUUCAUUUCUCAGGCAUAUCAAGGCCGCAAAAAACGCUCACGCUGGUGCGGCUACCGCUGAUCACCACGGCUGCUGUGGGAUGCAUUUGGUACACCUGGGGUUACAGCCUGGCCUUUUCCCCAGCGACAUACAGCACCACCUUCGGCGGAGUUUCAUGGUACGGCGGAGAUAUGAAGGCCAAUGCUUAUCUCGACGUUACUGCUCGACCCGUGGGCAUCCAAGGACCCGAUUCGAAUUCCAUGAGGGGACGCAAGAUUCCUGAAAUGGUAUACGUCUUCUACCAAGGCAUGUUUGCGUGUUUCACCGCAAGCUUGGUCGCUGGUGGAGCAGCGGGUAAGAUGCGGGUCGGCCGGUUCCUCCUCUUCAUUACUCUCUGGGUAACUCUUGUCUACUGCCCGAUAGCAAGAUGGACGUGGCAUCCACAAGGGUGGUCAAAAUUGAGAGGCGCCAUGGAUUUCGCCGGUGGCACUGCCGUCCACGUCUGUUCGGGCUCGUCAGUGGCUGCAUUUGCCCAACAACCUUCCGCAGCACCACCACCACGACAAAGUGACCUGGAAAUGGAACAAGCACAAUUGCCCUACAGUAUCAACCACAUGGUCGUCGGCACUGCUCUGCUCUGGAUAGGAUGGUUUGGCUUCAAUGGGGGCUCAGCCCUUGGUGCGAAUUUACGUGCAGUGUCAGCCUGCCUGGCGACUCAGACAGCCGCCUGUGCAGGAGGUACAAUCGGCUUACUUCUCCAAUGGGGCGCAAUCCGUCUGGACAGAAUCGCCGAAGACCCUGACCAGUUGUUCCACACACCAUCCAUCCAAGAGUUUUGUGACGGCGUGAUUGCUGGGUUGGUGGCCAUUACACCAGCCGCAGGAUAUGUUCCUGUGAAGUACGCUUCUGUAUUCGGCGUUGUCGCUGCCGUUGUGUGCAAGAUCCUGAGAAUUAUCUUCAGCACGUUUCUGUUGCGAGAGGACAGGCUCUUCGUCUUCGCUGUGCAUGCAGGUGGUGGAGCUACCGGGAUGUUACUCACGGCCUUCUUUGCAGAGUAUGCCCUGAUCGGAUCACGCCUGGAAGUAGAUGAGGAGCUGACAACGGGUAUUCUAGCAACGAAACCACUGGCCUCGAUGGUUACAGUCGACUUGUGGAUCGAACGAUGGGUGCUCGAUUUCGGUAAGGACACCCGCUGUGCUCAGGCGAUUAUAUGCUGA
Molecule: messenger RNA, 1371 nt
Organism: Cladophialophora yegresii CBS 114405
Lineage: Eukaryota; Fungi; Ascomycota; Eurotiomycetes; Chaetothyriales; Herpotrichiellaceae
Exons: 6
Coding region: 1-1371 (456 amino acids)
Biological process (GO): ammonium transmembrane transport
Cellular component (GO): plasma membrane
Molecular function (GO): ammonium channel activity
Source: RefSeq, a predicted model, not a curated record